AUGUGAAGGCUGGUUUGCAGUUCUAGAGCUGGAGACGAGGGGAGCCUGCCUGAGCCCAUUGGUUUCAUGGAAAUGUGGUGAGGAGAGCGGGACUAGCUGCGCUAUAAAAGCAGCCGGUGUUUGCGCGCAGCAGCCAGAGCUUCAACAGGACUGUAUCUUCAGAGGAGGCGGCGCGCAACACAGACAACACAGGAUCCACUCUCAUAUACGCACGGCGCAGCCAUGAGCGAGAGACAAGCACCUGGAGCGACGACUGGAAACAGCAAACCACCUGCUGGCCAAGGGCUCCAAGGUCAACAAAAUGUUUCAUCUAAACAUGAAAAGAAGAGCAACCUCCCCCAGGACUUCGACAUCGACAUGGACAACCCGGAGACGGAGAAGGCUGCCGUGGCCAUCCAGUCUCAGUUCAGGAAAUUCCAGAAAAAGAAGCAGGAUGUGAAGUCGUAGAUCGUAGAUUGUAGAUCGCUGUCGCCCUGACCUUCGCCUGAUCAGGGCUUUGUCUUGCAUGUCGAUCAAACUGCACUGUUAUGAACUGAAAAGGAAGGGGGUGGGGUGGGCUUUCUGAAGGCAGAGGUGUCAGGGUGGGGUUAAUAAAUGUCUGUGUAUAAUUAGUUCUAUAUACAAAAAGAUAUAAUUCCUGGUAUAUGUAUUUAAACCUCUCCUGUGAUUUUGCUAUUUCUGUUUUUUACUUCAAAGACAUUACACAGUGCAGCUGCAGCAGCCCCCCAAUAUGUGUAGUAUUUCCUCUGUCACAUUCAGUGUAAUAUACUCAUGUAAACCACAAAUUUAAAUAGGUCUUAUCAUAAAUUGUCAAACAAUGCUUAUCUUUCCUCCAAAGCCACAUGCAUUGUUGUGAUUGAGGCUAAACCCCGUGUCACGUAUUCAUUGACAGACCUAAUCAAAAGUUUUGGGCUCCACUGGAGAUCCGUUAAUCACAUUUCCCUCAGGCUGGGUAAAAUGAUCCCCCGCUGCUGCCAGUGCUUUCACUCUCUAUGACUAAUGCUUUUAAAAUCAAAUCAGAGUCUCUAAUUUUUGUUUGGACGUAGGAGGUCUCCCCUCCACCCUGUCAGUCCCGCCUGAACAAAAACAGUCGUAAGUCUUUGUAGAGACUCUUGAUGUUGUGCUUGUGAUUCGACUCCAGUUGUGUUUCGUUCCUUCGUUCUUGUCCCGGUGUGAUUUAAAUCAUGUGUUACAUGUGUACUGUACAAGCACAUAACACUUAUGCAUGCAACCUCACUCAUGUGCUCACACACAGAGAAAGAAAUAAAGACAAUGGAAAAGAAGGA
Molecule: messenger RNA, 1286 nt
Organism: Mugil cephalus (flathead mullet)
Lineage: Eukaryota; Metazoa; Chordata; Actinopteri; Mugiliformes; Mugilidae
Gene: pcp4a
Product: Purkinje cell protein 4a
Exons: 4
Coding region: 223-447 (74 amino acids)
Cellular component (GO): cytoplasm
Molecular function (GO): calmodulin binding; calcium ion binding
Source: RefSeq, a predicted model, not a curated record